Rhopilema esculentum is the source of this 1672-nucleotide messenger RNA. RefSeq names its product polycomb group RING finger protein 3. The record is from RefSeq and is a predicted model, not a curated record. Lineage: Eukaryota; Metazoa; Cnidaria; Scyphozoa; Rhizostomeae; Rhizostomatidae.
AGCUGUCAAAGAAUUUUAGAAAUCAAUAUUUCAAAUAUGGAGACAAAAAUAAAGUUAACUGAAUUGGUAGAAUUUUUAUCUUGUGGAAUUUGCAAUGGAUACCUUAUUGAUGCAACUGCUAUCACUGAGUGUUUACAUACUUUUUGCAAGGGCUGCAUUGUUAAAUAUCUGAAAGGAAAAAAUACUUGCCCAACUUGUGACUUGCUAAUUUCUCAAAGUUGUGCUCUCAACUUUAUCAGGCAAGAUAGAACUAAGCAAGAUCUAGUUUAUAAACUAGUUCCUGGUUUAAAAGAAAGGGAAGCUUUAGAAGAAUCAAAAUUUUAUGCUGAUCUUGGUCUACCAGUGCCAGAAAGAAACAGUCCAGAUAAAGAAAUUUGUGAGACAAGUGAAUGCAAAACUGAAGACACCUUGCCGAAAAGACAGGAACCAAUAGUGCAUGAAGUUCAGAAACAAGAGGAGCAUAUUGCUCUGUGCUUAGAAUAUGAUAGACCUAAAGAUCCAAAACGAAAACUCAAGCCUCUUAAAAGAAAGUAUUUGAAAUGCUCAUCAUAUGCAACCGUUGGUCAUAUCAAAAAGUUUAUAUCAGGGAAGCUAAAUCUAGAAAGUUGUAAAGAGGUUGAUGUUCUUUGUAAUGAUGAAAUUCUCGGUAAAGACCAUACACUUAAGUUUCUAAGUGCAACGAGAUGGAAGUUAAAAACAAAACCGUUAUUGCUACAUUACCGACCGCGGCUUGAUCUGUAUCAAUGACUGAAACUGUUAUAUAUUCAUAGGGAACAAUAGUCUAGAGUAUGCAAUUGUUUUAUCUUGAUAGUUACACUCUAAUCAUUCGUAACCUUGUAUAAUUUUGCACAAAAGGCGCCAUGUAUCAAUUUUAUGCAUUCUUGUAUCAAACAGUAUUGUAAAACGUAAAUUAAUUUGUCGAUUUUUGAAUACUCCUAAUUUAUUUCUUAUAUUUGUUCCCUCCCCAAAAACGGUUUAACAGUAUCUUCACAUGCUCAUCUGACUGUAACAACGGGGACCAUCCAACCGUCAGGGAUGGUCCCAGACCAUCGGGGAUGCUAUGCUCCGGAGAUCAUCGCCGACGAAUAACGUUAUAUGAAAACCAGGCUUUAGAGAGUUAAAGGCAGAGAUAGGCAGACAAACAGAGGCAAAUAGCAGAGUGAACGCGAGACAUAUAGACAGAAGCUAAAAGGUAAAGAUAUUGUACAGCCUUGUUUGUGCUAUGUGUGAGAUAUUAGUGGUUUAGGUUUAUGAGGGCAGCAUAAUAUAAUCGUUUGAAAGAAAAACAUUCGCCUAAUAUCCUUGGAACUUUUUAAGAGUGCUUAUCAAUUGUUAAGUAAACCCCUUAAGAUAGAAUGUCACCUUUAUGUUAAACUAAUCAUCAGUGAACACGAAUCGAAUGAAAUAUGUCUAUCAAUGUAAGUUGUAAAUUAUUUUCGUCGGCAUCCUUCUUUCUAGUAAAACAAAUGUCGUUUUAAUUUUUUAUCAAUGUAAAUACACCGAUUAUGUAUAAAUUUUCUUCAUAUUUUAGCGAAAGGUUGUCCUGGACUAGCUCUCAAAUUUCUCGUAUUUAUUAAAUUCGUUUGUAAUGUGUGGCUUCAGUGUGGUAAAGUAUAUAGAAGUGUAUUGCUAACCUUUUUAACUGUUUUAAAAUUUGAUUAAAGUCUCACCU